Molecule: messenger RNA, 1434 nt
Organism: Helianthus annuus (common sunflower)
Lineage: Eukaryota; Viridiplantae; Streptophyta; Magnoliopsida; Asterales; Asteraceae
Product: basic peroxidase
Exons: 4
Coding region: 104-1129 (341 amino acids)
Biological process (GO): response to oxidative stress; hydrogen peroxide catabolic process
Molecular function (GO): heme binding; peroxidase activity
Source: RefSeq, a predicted model, not a curated record
AGGCCAUAUGUGUCUAUAAAUAUAUGGGUACAUGGCUCCUCCUACUUAAGCUACCAUUAUCUUUAAUAAAACAAGAGGCUAAAGCUUCUUUUUCUUUACUAAUAUGGGGUAUUCUAUGUCUAUUGGAACUAUAAUGUUUCCUCUAUUCAUUUUACUUAUAUUCGCGAACUACUUCAUGCCAUGCAAAGCUCAAUUGUCAACCACCUUCUACGAUACCACAUGCCCUAAUGCAAUUACAACCAUUCAAACUUCUGUCAAUGCUUCGGUGGCUAAUAAUACUCGCAAUGCAGCCUUUCUCAUUCGCCUUCUAUUUCAUGAUUGUUUCGUUCAGGGUUGUGAUGCAUCUCUUUUGCUAGGAGGUGCUGAUAGUGAGAGGGAAUCACCAGCGAAUAAUGGUGUGUUCGGCUAUGAUGUUAUAGAUGCUGCUAAAGCUGCAGUCGAGAGCGUUUGUCCUGGAGUUGUAUCGUGUGCUGAUAUACUCGCGGUUGCUGCUCGUGAUGCUUCGGUAGCGGUGAAUGGUCCAUCCUGGACAGUAAGACUUGGAAGAAGAGAUUCUACAAAUUCAAACGCGAGUCAAGCCGCAACUGAUCUUCCAAGAGGGAACUUUAAUCUAACUGAACUCAUUGCAAACUUUGAUCUUAAGGGAUUCAAUGCUAGAGAAAUGGUCGCCUUAUCAGGGUCUCACACAAUUGGGCAAGCCAGAUGUAGUAGGUUUAGGGGAAGGAUAUACAACAGUCCUCUAAAUAUAGAUGCUGCUUUUAACAGCUCCCUUAGUGAAAUCUGCCCACCAACCGGAGGCGAUGAGAACUUACAACCACUUGAUUUAGUGACCCCAAAUACAUUCGACAACAGCUACUUCAGGAAUCUUGUUGCUAGUAGGGGUCUUCUUAUAUCAGACCAAGUACUCUUUAAUGGAGACUCAGCUGAUAGCAUAGUGACCGAGUACGUCAACAAUCCUGCAACAUUUGAGUCUGAUUUUGCUGCAGCCAUGGUUAAGAUGAGUGAAAUUGAAGUCCUUACCGGUACCAGUGGGAUUAUAAGGACUGUUUGCAAUAGUACUGUUGUGAAUGGGCCUGUGAUGUUGAACUCAAAUGGGCAGAAUGGGCAGAUCAUGUAUCAAGAAAGUUGAGGGGUUUUGUGAUAGGGUCCACGUCAGCAUGCAAAUAACCGAUUGGCAGAAAAAAUGUGUGUUUAAAAAAAAAUAAAAUUUGAAUAACUGAUUGGAUCCGUUUUUUUCUUAUCUUAUGUAUUCUAUAUGUAUUCUCUCAUCUUCUUUUCUUGUUGAAUAUUGAUAAAGUUGUCUAGUUCUUUUCUCAAUUGAUUUUAUUAAUGUGAACCCAACUGAUCGAACCACUUCAACUGCCAGUUAAGAAAAAGGAGAUGUAACUUGUAGUCUUGUAACUUGUGAGGUUGAUAAUAUAUCACUGUUGCAUA